GUCCUACGCGGCUUUUCGGACCAGAGUUGGGCAUGCGGCGCUCUGGUUACCCUACCGAUUCAUUCAGGAAUUCUUGUAGCGCUGGCAGGGGAGUCACUAAGAUUGGGGUCGACUUCCCUCCGCAUAUGAACCUCCGCCAGUACUAUGCUGUACAGAAUCCUUAAUAAUGUUUUUUGUCUUAAUGUUACCCAUAAAUCGUAAUUUCCGGGACAUGCAAAUGCCUCCCCCAAUCUGCAAGCCAACAGGACCUCAGGCAGAAGCGGGGCUGCUGGGUGAUCACUUCCUUCCCUCGGAUUACGGAGUCCCGGCUCUGGACAAGUGGCAUUGACCCAGCCCACUGAAGAUCUCCAGAGACCAUGUCCAAGAAAAGAAUUGCUGUGAUUGGGGCAGGGUCGAGUGGACUGACUUCUAUCAAGUGCUGCCUGGAAGAAGGUUUGGAGCCUGUCUGCUUUGAAGGGACAGAUGACAUUGGAGGGCUCUGGAGGUUCCAGGAGAAUCCUGAAGAAGGAAGGGCCAGUAUUUACAAAUCAGUGAUCAUCAAUACUUCUAAGGAGAUGAUGUGCUUCAGCGACUAUCUCAUCCCAGAUCAUUAUCCCAACUUCAUGCACAACUCCCACGUCCUGGAGUACUUCAGGCUGUACGCGAAAGAGUUUGACCUUCUAAAGUAUAUUCGAUUCAAGACCACUGUGUGCACUGUGAGGAAGAGGCCUGAUUUCCCUACUUCAGGCCAAUGGGAUGUGGUCACUAAGUCUGAAGGGAAAGAGGAGGUAAACAUCUUUGAUGGAGUCAUGGUUUGCACUGGCCAUCACACCAAUGCUCACCUACCACUGGAAAGCUUCCCUGGGAUUGAGAAGUUCAAAGGACAGUACUUCCACAGCCGGGAGUAUAAGAACCCACAGGUCUUCACUGGAAAGAGAGUCAUUAUAAUUGGCAUUGGAAACUCUGGAGGUGAUCUGGCUGUGGAGAUCAGUCACACAGCCAAGCAGGUUUUCCUCAGCACCAGGAGAGGGGCUUGGAUCCUGAAUCGUGUAGGGGAUCAUGGAUACCCUUUUGAUACAGUGUUGUCUUCUCGAUUUAGUUAUUUUUUGAAGAAGAUUAUUAGCCUAUCACUAAUAAAUGCAUUCCUAGAAAAAAAGAUGAACGAAAGGUUUGACCACGAAAUGUUUGGCCUGAAGCCUAAACACAGAGCUCUGGGUCAACACCCAACGAUAAAUGAUGACCUCCCAAAUCGUGUCAUUUCUGGCAUGGUGAAGGUGAAAGGAAAUGUGAAGGAAUUCACGGAGACAGCUGCCGUAUUUGAAGAUGGCUCCAGGGAGGAUGACAUUGAUGCUGUUAUUUUUGCCACAGGCUAUAGCUUUUCCUUUCCUUUUCUUGAUGACUCUGUCAAAGUGGUCAAAAACAAGAUAUCCUUGUAUAAAAAAGUCUUCCCUCCUAACCUGGAAAAGCCAACUCUUGCAAUUAUAGGUUUGAUCCAGCCCUUGGGAGCCAUUAUGCCCAUUUCAGAGCUCCAAGCACGCUGGGCCACUCAAAUAUUUAAAGGGCUAAAGACAUUGCCCUCACAAAGUGAAAUGAUGGCAGAAAUAUCUAAGGCUCAAGAGGAAAUAGAAAAAAGGUAUGUGGAGAGUCCACGCCAUACUAUUCAGGGAGACUAUGUAGAUACCAUGGAAGAACUUGCUGAUCUGGUGGGAGUCAGGCCCAAUCUGCUGUCCUUGGCCUUCAGUGAUCCCAAGCUGGCAUUACAGUUAUUUUGGGGACCCUGUACUCCAAUCCAUUAUCGUCUACAGGGCCCCGGGAAAUGGGAUGGAGCACGAAAAGCUAUCCUCGCUACAGACAAUCGUAUCAGGAAGCCUAUGAUGACAAGAGUAAUUGAAAGGAAUAACUCUACGACCUCAGGAAUGACAAUGGUCAAGGUUAUGCUGGCCAUUGCUUUCUUUGCUAUAAUUAUAGCCUAUUUUUAGCUGUCCUAUUGUCAUUGCCCCUGCUUUCACUGGGAAGCUAGUUCUAGAUACCUUCAGAACUUGAAGAAAUUGAAAAAUUCUCAGAUUCACAUUGCCCAGAAAUCUACUUUUCUUUUUCUUUCCAGAGUAUUAAUCUUCUUUCCUCUUUUCCUGCAGUAAUAUUCCCAGUUAUUCAUUCAGAUUGACUUACCUCCCUUCCUCUCGAGACCCAUCACUUUUUUUCCCAGUAAUCCUUAGAUUGUGAGCUCAGGUACUCUUUUAGUCAUCUUAUACAUCCUUAGCAGAGUUCUUGACAUGUGGGAGGUGCUUAAUAAAUGUUUGUUCUUGGUUAUCAGAUAUUAUGGUGGGGAGCAUAACUCACCAUCUGUGUAAGAACUGGAUGACUCUGUGUUACUCUGCUUCUAAUAGAUCUGAUUUUCUAUUAAAAACUCAAAUUUUGUUUGUUUUUAACAUUGUAGUUAAAUGUAUGUUUCCUGAGAGAGGAGAAAUCAUCAUCAUAUAAAAAUUAAAAAUCCAUUGCCAUCAAGCCAAUUCUGACUCAUAGUGACUGUAUAGGACAGAGUAGAAUUGCCCCACAGGGUUUCCCAGGAUCAGCUGGUGGAUUCGAACUGCUGACCUUUUGGUUAGCAGCCGAGCUCUUAACCACUGCACCACCAGGGCUCCUGUGGUCAUAUAGCAGUUGUAUAUAUCUGAAAUAAGACACAGACUUCAGACACUUUUGUUUCAUUUGCUGUUCCCUACCACCACCACAAAUCCCUAGUUGCCAUCAAGUCAACACCAUGUGUAUCUAAGUACAACUGUAGAAGGGUUUUCAAUAGCUGAUUAUCUGGAAACGGAUCAAUAGGCCUUCUUCCCAGGUGCCUCUGGGUAGACUCAAACCUCCAACUUUUUGGUUAGCAGCUAAGCCCAUUAACCUUUUGCACCACCCAGGGACUCCUGCGUUCCCUAGUGUACCUGAUAUUUUCCCUAAGCCAACAGACUUUAUUUCUCAAUGAAGAAACUACCUUCAGCUUUCUAGGCUCACAGGUCAUUCUAAUAAUCUAGCAGCUGCCAAUAGGUUCAACUUGGUUGAGAAACUUGAGAUUUUAAAUUCACUGUCCUAUCUGUUUUGAACUCUUAGUUUCCAUGUUUAUGAUCCAACGAGACUUAACCUUAGGAAGUAGGUUAAAUAGCUGCCAGCUGUUGUAGUGUGGCCUGCUCAUAUAAUUUGAUUUGCUUCCCCUCUCCCUUGCUUUUUCCACCCUCAUCCCUUCCCCUGAAUGAAGUAUAAGUAAUAAGUAUUCAAAGAGAUCAUUUAUGUAUGUUAAAAAAGGAAACUGAGGUCCACAUUGACAGAUUCCUCUGAGUGCAUAUGAAAUGUCAGAGGUCACUGAUGAAUGUGGAAUGUACCCAAGAACAGAUAAACAGGAACAAAGAAGACACAGCAGAGAUACAGUGAUCAUAAAAUCAUGCAAACCCCCCUUCAUGACAAGACAUCUGUUAACCACGAACUUGCAUGAAGUUUACCUUGUGCAAAGAAUUUAACUUUACCCAAAGUAACCUGCUUUUUGCCCUUGUUUCCAGAAAAGACUAACUCUAAACCUUUGAAGUUUCCUGAUAAUUGAGAUACCUUUACUGUGCAAAUGAACGGGGGCUGGCCAGGCCACAAGGACUACCAGGUAGCCCCACGAAGGAAAAGGAGCACAAUUCAGUUAUGCUAAAGCUCAGGAAAUGGUUAAUCUUCCAUUUUGUAGUUCCUCUCUUUUCUCCUUAAAAGUUUGUAAUUAAUCUACAAUGAACCCUCCUAUUUUCUGAAAAGAGACGUCUCCCGGCAUGUAUACAGAUUAACUGCUGGAAUAAACCCUAAAUGCUUUAAUUUCUUUGUGCUUUGAUUAUUUUGACAUGUAUUAAUUUAGAGUUGACAUUUACUAAACGUAUGGGCAUUCUGCUUAUUUUUCUUAUGUCAUCCAGUGUAAUUCUGAAAAACAGAACAAACAAAAUGGAAAGCAGGGACUUGGGUUUGU
Loxodonta africana (African savanna elephant) is the source of this 3961-nucleotide messenger RNA. RefSeq names its product flavin containing dimethylaniline monoxygenase 5 (gene FMO5). The record is from RefSeq and is a predicted model, not a curated record. The transcript is spliced from 9 exons. NCBI's taxonomy places the organism in Eukaryota, Metazoa, Chordata, Mammalia, Proboscidea, Elephantidae. Gene Ontology annotation, molecular function: N,N-dimethylaniline monooxygenase activity; NADP binding; flavin adenine dinucleotide binding. The coding region runs from base 357 to 1958 and encodes 533 amino acids.